Molecule: messenger RNA, 1425 nt
Organism: Suillus bovinus
Lineage: Eukaryota; Fungi; Basidiomycota; Agaricomycetes; Boletales; Suillaceae
Exons: 9
Coding region: 1-1425 (474 amino acids)
Source: RefSeq, a predicted model, not a curated record
AUGCAGGAUCAGCGGCGAGUGGUUUUAGCACUUCUGCCUAAGCGACCUUCUUCUGCAUGCGGCUCUGCAGCAGCAGGAGAUAUUGGUCGAGCACGAUCGCCACUCGGCACAUUCAAAACAUCUGCUUCACAAGGCCAGACUGGCAUUGGACAUUGUGGCAGCAUUCGACGCUCUCCUGAAUUGUCUGAUGACUCACUCGAGGAGCCUAUUAGUGCUGGUGUACGUCGCCAAAGGACAUACUCUGAUGCUGGCCUGGGCGAUCCAACUGUGCUGACACCCUCACGUGCAAAACGACUCAAGACAUAUGCAAAGAAAGUGGCUGAGGAGAAUGAUGUUCCAGAACGGGGUCUUUUUGACUUCAUUGAUACCAGUGGAAUAUAUUAUAUGCUUAUUGAUCUUAAAGUAUGCAUGAUGAAAAUGGACUCGACUCGAAAGGCUGCUAUGCUUGCUGAUGUCAAAGAGUUGUUAAACUCGAAGGACUUCAAGUCUGGCCUCCAAAAUCGUCUGACUGCAUGUCUCCUGUCACCCAACCUGACUGCAUAUAAGACGGACGCGCUCCCAAACAUCUCGACCUUUAUUAAGGAAAACAGCAGCAUCUUCAAGGUUCCUUCAUCACUAUUCGAGGAUGUAGAGCUCAGCGCAAUAUUCGCAACAACCGUUAGCGAUCUUCUUUCAUCAAUCCGAGGUGGAAUGAAGUCCAAGUUGCUCUCAUCUAUCCAAAAACACCUGAGCAUAAUGGACACAUCAAAAUCGCUUGCUCACGGCUGUAUAGAGGUUGACGCCGCUCAUUGGAAUAGGGUCGCUUUUUUGCGGUGCUGCUUGCAUGUCUUCAUGAUUGGUAUCAGUGACCACAAGACUCUUUCGCUCAAGGCUCUCUACUCGGACUCACUCAUACCAUCUCUCCACUCAGCUAUCCGUGCUAGAAUCGGACCACAGCUCGGCAUUGACAUCAACAGCAUCGAGCGUGAGUUGUAUGGUGAUGAGGCGGAUCAUGAUGGUAUACCACUGGAUAGCACAUCGGUGACCAAUGAACAUGGGGAAACCCAAGGUACAUGUGCUACAGAUGACAAUGGUGAUUUCGCUGGGACUGACAGCUUGGAUGAGCACUUGGGCCGGCCGCUUCACCCAGACAACUCUGGCUUUGGGGACAACGGUAGGCCUAUCAUUUUCAGCACGGGAAAAUUUUGGGACUUUGUCGACAUUUCACUCGAAAAUGUUCGCAAAAUUGCCAAGGAGGAGGCGGCGGCUGAUCAGAGUGGAAAUACAGGAUACGAAACCGCAUUUCAGCAAAUCCAGGUGGAAUAUUUCCAGCAGGACCUUGCUGAAUUUCCUGGCAACAUGGUUAUUCCUAAACUUCUCGCAAGCAACACCCCUCAGUGGCAGACUACCAUCCAGAAUAAGCUUCUGUGGAACGAGGAUCAGUGA